AUGAAAGAAACUGGAAGGCUGCUUCCGGAGAUGCUUCCAAGCGGGCCAGCACACACGCAAACCGCACCGUCUACAGCGUCUGCGUCACGAGUCGUGGAGAGCGCACCAGCGGUGCGGACUGCCUCGAGCCGGGAACACCGCCCCGGAGACAACCAGCCAGCACAAAGCUCAGACUGGACUGAGACGAGUCUGGGUCAGUCGAACCUGAGACCGUUCGCAAAGGUGGUGCAGGUAGAGGCUGGGUCACCAGCGGCCCAGGGAGGCCUCCUACAAGGCGACCUGGUUGUACGCGUCGCCUCCUGCACUGUCUGCGAGACGCUCGCGAUGACGGUGGUAUUUUCGGUUGUGAAGGGUUUGCGCGCUUCAGCACCUGAAUGCUCGGUUACCACGCACGACAUUGUUGUCGUACCAACUCCAUGGGCAGGUGCUGCUCUACUUGGUGCUCGUUUUGAGCAAUACUAG
Molecule: messenger RNA, 462 nt
Organism: Cyanidioschyzon merolae strain 10D
Lineage: Eukaryota; Rhodophyta; Bangiophyceae; Cyanidiales; Cyanidiaceae
Product: similar to 26S proteasome non-ATPase regulatory subunit 9
Exons: 1
Coding region: 1-462 (153 amino acids)
Biological process (GO): proteasome regulatory particle assembly
Cellular component (GO): cytoplasm; nucleus
Molecular function (GO): protein binding
Source: RefSeq, a predicted model, not a curated record